AUGCAUCGCUGUCUUGAGAUUGCGGAGAUCUUCGAUCUCGUCGUCUCAUAUCUUGAUCAGAAAUCAUCUCUGACAAGUCUUGCACGAGUGUCUAGAUCAUUCAAUGAGCCUGCUAUCAACGCUCUGUAUGCUGACCUUGACAACUGGUUCGAAUUCCUGAUGUUUCUGCCUCGCGAUCUAUGGUCGUUCGGACGGACUGUCACCGGUAGCUGGCUACCCACUCAGAUACUUUUCUUUAACAGAGAUCUGACAGAAGAUGAAUGGCUCUUGUUCAUGGCCCGCGCCGCUAAGGUCCGGACUAUCGGAACACCCGUGGUUGAUGAAGGCUAUAGAAAACUAGGAGCAUGGAACACCUUCACGUACGAUCCCCCUCCUAACAUUAUCGAUGGGCAGAGACUCGUCGUGGCAGAUGUCUCGGUGACCGACUCUCUCAUGAAGUGCCCGCGAAGUCUUCUGUUUCCCAAUCUACGAGCUCUCACCCUGGGCGACGGUUGCCCAGUCGAGAUGUUGCGUAGAUUUCUUCCCUCAGGUCUACGCCGACUUAACGUCAGCAACCAGACUAUUCAAGACUUCUCGUCUCUUCCAUUUUCUAUCGCCGUCCUCUGCCCGUCAAUGGAUUCCUUCAUUUGCAGAGACGUGUACACGCUCGGUCCGGACUCCCUGCGGUUCAUCUGCGAUUGGCAGCAUCUUCGCACCCUUCAAGGGCCUGUUUAUUUCAACCAGAAGUUAUGGUCUUAUCUCGCCUCGCAGUCAAAUCUGAGCUCGUUAGAGAUACAGACUUUCGACCUACCAGAUUGGCGUAUCAUGCGAAACCGCGGUAGGCUCCGCACGGUUGACAACCUGAGUCUCACCAGCGGUCGGUUCCAGGACACUGCUGCAGCAUUGGAGAUACUAUUUGGGACAGAGAUUGUUCAUGCUUCGGCAGCGAAACCAAUUGUUCGACGACUGACUAUCAACGUUCAGCCCGCUUCUCCAGAGUACGUGGCAUCCAAGCCGCCUCAGAGCUCCUUGAAAGGGCUCACAAACGCGUUGCGGAAGCUUCUCUCAAAUGAGGACCUGAAGGAGCUACAUCUUACUCAUGCUUCAUUUUCCUACCAUUUCGGCAUCGCUCGUAUCCCGCCGGGCGCGAGCUCUUUCUACGAUGCACUGCUCCCGUUGACUGCGUUUUCGAAUGUCAGCGUCGUCACACUUUCUGCAGCGUUGGACAACAGUCACCGGUUUAGCUACUCUCAGCUCCUGUCUCUUGUCCGGCACUGGAAAUCGUUAGAAGUCCUGAGCGUUCCGUCGCUCCUUAAUUCCAUUUCUCUACAGGAGCUCCGGGAAUUAUGCCGCGUCUGUCCCCGCCUCAGAGAGGUUGACGUUCGGGUGAUAAUGGACAAGAAUCUCGUGGACUGUAUCCUUGCAGACUCGGAGGAUCUUUCGCACUGCAUGAACAACAUUACCUGUCUGACGCUGGGACAUACCUCGGAGGAGAAGGAUGACAUAAGGCCGACGGCGCUCGCGAUCAGUCGACUCAUGCCACGACUGAUGCGGGUCAGCGUAUUUGGAGAAGACCUGUCGAGUAUGUUGUUCUGGACGUCUGUCAUGAAGGAAGCGGAGAAGAUGUCAAGCACUCCAAAACGAUGGGCGGUCAGGGGCAUAGUUCAUAGGGAUAUGUCUCCGACACUAUAUGAAAUAACGGACAGUAGCUGGGGCCAGCUAAUGUGA
Molecule: messenger RNA, 1707 nt
Organism: Coniophora puteana RWD-64-598 SS2
Lineage: Eukaryota; Fungi; Basidiomycota; Agaricomycetes; Boletales; Coniophoraceae
Exons: 2
Coding region: 1-1707 (568 amino acids)
Source: RefSeq, a predicted model, not a curated record